Messenger RNA from Exophiala aquamarina CBS 119918, 936 nucleotides. RefSeq lists its product as uncharacterized. NCBI's taxonomy places the organism in Eukaryota, Fungi, Ascomycota, Eurotiomycetes, Chaetothyriales, Herpotrichiellaceae. Bases 1 to 936 code for a protein of 311 amino acids. The record is from RefSeq and is a predicted model, not a curated record. The transcript has a single exon.
AUGACAACCGCAUCCUCAAACAUGACCACUCCACGAGCCAUCAAAUUCUCUUUCCUCGCCCGCGAGCAAUCCGAGGGCGCGGGCGCAGUCGUACGCCGCUCAAUCGGCACGCCUCGCCUUCGCCAUCUAACACCUUUCCUGAUGCUCGACCACUUCCGCAUUCCACCGGGCGCCGGUUUUCCCGACCACCCGCACCGCGGACAAGAGACGAUCACAUACCUGCUGAAAGGCGGUGUUGACCAUGAAGACUUUGCGGGCAACAAAGGCACAAUCGGCCCGGGGGAUCUUCAGUUCAUGACGGCAGGCAAGGGAAUCAUGCACGCGGAAAUGCCCGUGCAGACAGAAGACAUCAACGUCGGAAUGCAGCUAUGGGUCGAUCUGCCCGAGAACCUCAAGUCGUGCGAACCUCGAUACCGAGACCUUCGCGCAGCGGAGAUCCCCCGCGCAAAUUCCGACGACGGCAAGGUCGAGGUGAAAGUCAUCUCCGGUAAAGCUCUCGGAGUCGAAUCACUCAAGGACCUCGCCUACACCCCCGUCUGGCUCCUCGACGUCACCGUCCAGCCCGGCGGCAAGCUGGCCCAGGAACUGCCACAGGGCUGGAACGCCUUCGCCUAUACACUCGAGGGAGCCGUGACGUUCACCAACGGCGACAAGCCCCAAGGCGACACCAUCACGCCAUACCACAACGUAGUCUUCGAGCAGUCUGGCGAUCUGGUGACCGCGCACGUCGAAGAAGGCGCCAACGAGCCCGCGCGUUUCAUCAUCUUCGCCGGCCAGCCACUGGAGCAGGAUAUCGUCCAGUAUGGCCCUUUCGUCACCACCUCCAAGGAGGCCGUUUACCAGGCCAUGAUGGACUUCCAAACUUCCAGUAACGGCUUCGAACGGGGUGCCGACUGGCACAGUGAAAUCGGGAAGACAAUGGGCAGGGUCAGUUAG